Molecule: messenger RNA, 2733 nt
Organism: Brassica napus (rape)
Lineage: Eukaryota; Viridiplantae; Streptophyta; Magnoliopsida; Brassicales; Brassicaceae
Product: amino acid transporter AVT1G-like
Exons: 10
Coding region: 354-1940 (528 amino acids)
Cellular component (GO): plasma membrane
Source: RefSeq, a predicted model, not a curated record
GCGUCUUUAACAUUAUUGGGCUUUAAGGUCCGAGCCCAAAUUAUCCACACUAAUGGGCCUUUGAAAGCCCAUCACGUUCAGAUUACUUCUUCUUUACCGUUGACUUUCAGGGUUUGACAUGUGAACGAUAACUUUCCCUCCAAUUCAAUCAACUAUUAAAUAUAACAGCAAGAAGAUUAUAUUAUUUAAUAUGAUCGACGUGACAACAAAUAAAAAAUACAGCAGAUCUCAUUCUUGAUUUGUUCCAGUCUUUCAUCUCCCUCCUCUGUUCUCUCUCUCUUCAUGUUUCCUGUAUUCUGCUCUAAAAUCUGUUGCUUGCUUGCUUGUCUUAACUCACAACAGAGACAGAGAAGAUGAAGCUUGAGGAGCAAGAAAGUGACAUUUUGUUUCAUGCAGAUGACGAAGAAAGCCAAGUCGAUGUUUCCUGUUAUGAUGAAGAUGAAAUCUCCAGAAAGUCUUCUCAAUUAUCAAUGAACGAUUCCGCUCCAUGGCCUCGAAGUUAUCGACAAUCUGUGGAUAUCUUAACCGGAGUUACACCUCCUACGACCAGUUUCAUUCACCGGAGAGGUUCUCAGGCAUCAUCAUUCACCAGCUCCAUCGCUUCCUUAUACAGAAGACGUCCAAACUCUAUUCUAAACUCGUUUGCUUCUUCCACAAGCAAACAACCCUUGCUCGCCGAUAAAGACGAUGUCUCAGUCAAAUCAUAUGUUUCAUCACAGCUAAAGUUAUCAAUCACCGAUCUCUCCUAUGAAGAACAGAAUCUCUGCUCGUUUCCUCAAUCUGUUCUCAAUGGAAUCAAUAUCCUAUGUGGAGUAAGUCUACUCACAAUGCCUUAUGCGGUUAAAGAAGGAGGGUGGUUAGGGCUUAUUAUACUUUUCUUCUUCGGUAUCAUCACUUGCUACACCGGUAUUCUCCUCAAGAGAUGUCUUGAAAGCUCUCCUGACAUUCAUACCUAUCCUGACAUUGGUCAAGCUGCCUUUGGAUUCACUGGACGCCUCAUCAUCUCCAUACUUUUGUACAUGGAGUUAUACGCAUGUUGUGUGGAGUAUAUUAUCAUGAUGAGUGAUAACUUGUCGAGAUUCUUCCCCCACGUUUCGUUAAACGUCGCUGGAGUAUCUAUUGAUUCUUCGCAGAUCUUUGCCAUAGCAACUGCUCUUAUUGUUCUUCCUACAGUUUGGCUUAGAGACCUAAGCUUACUCUCCUAUCUCUCAGCUGGAGGUGUCUUCUCUUCCAUCUUGCUAGCUCUUUGUCUCUUCUGGGUCGGGUCUGUUGAUGGAGUCGGGUUUCACUCAGGUGGACAAGCUCUAGAUCUUAGUAACUUACCUGUAGCGAUUGGUAUAUUUGGGUUUGGGUUCAGUGGACACGCGGUUUUCCCAAACAUUUACUCUUCUAUGAAAGAUCCAUCCAAGUUUCCUUUGGUGCUCAUCAUUAGUUUCGGUUUCUGCGUAGUCUUCUACAUAGCUGUGGCAGUUUGCGGCUACAGCAUGUUUGGUGAGGCGAUUCAGUCGCAGUUUACGCUAAGCAUGCCGCAACAAUUCACGUCAUCUAAAAUCGCAGUUUGGACCGCGGUCAUUACACCGAUGACUAAAUACGCCUUAACUCUCACACCGAUCGUACUAAGCUUAGAAGAACUAAUGCCUUCUUCAGAAAAGAUGAGAUCCAAUGGAGUAUCAAUGUUUCUUAGAACGAUCUUAGUUCUCUCUACUUUGGUUGUCGCACUUGCAUUCCCAUUCUUCGCGAUCAUGGGAGCUUUGAUGGGAUCUUUCCUCUCAAUGCUUCUUGCUUUUAUACUUCCAUGUCUUUGUUAUCUCAGUAUCUUGAGGGGUAGAUUGAGCAAGAUACAAAUGGGAGUAUGCGUUUUGAUCAUCAUCGCUGGCAUUGUAAGUGGUUGCUGCGGGACUUACUCUGCGAUUGGAAAGUUAGUAGGAGAAAGGAGUUGAACGUGUACACUGGUGACCAAUGCAACAGUUGUGGAAUACAGUAAAAGCUGUAAAGAACGAUUUGUAUUAUUAUUUUUAGAAAAAAUGAUUUUCAUUAUUAGAGUAAUACAGUUACAACUGUGAAACUUUGAAAGACUAAUUCCAAUAUCAUAACAAGGAUUUUUGAUUUAACUAGUAGAGAGAGUCAUUCUUGAUCAUAAUUUUCAGUAUGCGCAUUUGACAUUGUAUUUAGUUAAACUUUUAAGAAGAAAAGUUAAGACUUAGUUAUGAAAUGAAUUUUUUGUAAAGAUCAUACCAUAAAGUUUGUCAUCAAAAUCGAUAUUGGACGUUUUGUAGCCAAAUGAAAUGUUUAAAGAUGUUAUAAUUGGCUUCAAAGAAGUAACAUAAUUAUUUUAAAAUGUAGGAUGGAUCGAAAACUUUGUCAAUCGUAAUUUUCAAAAUUUAUGUGGUCAAUUUCAUAUCUGAAACAUAAAGUCCCCAUAAGCUUUAAUUUGCCUUAAUAGCUAGCUGUUAAGGGAUGUUAUUAGUUGGACCUUUGAGUUCAAAAAAAUUAAAUAAGAGGGUGGAAACGAGAUAAAACAAGAAUUAAAGGAGUCGUUUAUAAUUAAUUAGGUGAGGGAGCUUCGAGUUUAAAGACAUUUCGAGAUUCGUCGACAAACUUCAAACGCACUCCAACAACAAACAAAAACAAUCAACGAACAAAAAAACAAAUCAGAACCCAAUCGCCGGAGACGCCGUCGUUUCGACGCCGGUGCUCCGUCUUAACCUUUUUUUUCACCGGAGAUAAAUUUUU